CGGCCGUGUUCAGACUCGUGAAUCAUCUUCUCCAACCCAACAGCGCCCGCAUCCCUCGCGCCCGCGCCGCACCCAAUCGGAGAGGAAACAUGGAAGCAGCCGUCUCGAAUCCCUCGAGCAAGAGGAUCGCGCUGGUCACCGGGGGGAACAAGGGGGUCGGGCUGGAGACGUGCAAGCAGCUGGCAACCAAGGGGCUCAGAGUCGUCCUGACGGCGCGGAACGAGGCGAGGGGGUUGGAAGCGGUCGAGGGCAUCAGGCGCUCCGUCGACGCCGAGGUUUUCUUCCACCAGCUGGAUGUCACCGACCCCUCCAGCGCCGCCCGGCUGGCGGAUUUCGUCAGGGAUCAGUUCGGCAGGCUUGACAUCCUGAUCAAUAAUGCGGGGAUUUCAGGUGUUGAUCGUGAUCCAGUUUUGGUUGCCAAAAUCAAGGAUCAGGUUGAAGGCAUGGAUGUAAAUCAGAGAGUUGAAUGGAUGAGAGAAAAUUCAAAAGAGACAUACGAUGAAGCUAAAGAAUGUAUGAGAACGAACUACUAUGGUGUCAAGCUUGUUACGGAGGCACUACUUCCUCUUCUUCACUUAUCCUCCUCUGGAAGAAUUGUCAAUGUUUCAUCAGGCUUUGGACUGCUGAGAAACAUCAAUAGUGAAAAACUUAGGAGGGAAUUUGAUGACAUUGACAAUCUUACUGAAAAGAGAUUGGACGAGUUGUUGGAUCUGUUCCUAGAAGAUUUCAAGGCCAACUUACUAGAGGCACAUGGGUGGCCAACAGGUGGAUCUUCAGCCUACAAAGUUGCCAAAGCGGCCCUUAAUGCAUACACAAGGAUUCUUGCCAAGAAGUACCCUAAAUUGUGUAUUAACUGUGUGACACCUGGUUAUGUCAAGACCGACAUGUCUAUGCACAUGGGAGUAUUGACACCUGAAGAGGGUGCUAGCAACCCUGUAAAGGUUGCUCUCUUGCCUGACGAUGGCCCAACUGCCAUCUCAAGCUCCCCAAGCACAAGGAUCGCUUUGGUCACCGGCGGGAACAAAGGGAUCGGGCUAGAGGUGUGCCGGCAGCUGGCUGGCAACGGCGUCACCGUCGUUUUGACGGCAAGGGACGAGAAGAGAGGCACGGAAGCCGUCAAAAUGCUCCAAGGGCUGGGGCUCUCGGAUGUCCUUUUCCACCAGUUGGAGAUCACGGAUGCUUGCAGCAUUGCUCGAUUAGUCGAUUUCUUGAAGACCCGUUUCAGGAGGCUAGACAUUCUGGUAAUUCGCCUUCUGAAUUUGUUAUAACUGCUCUGUAUGUAGGUAAAUAAUGCCGCGUUUGGUGGGGUUGAGCACGUCCGAGAUCCUGUCUGCGGUUCAGUAACGAGCGAGGAGGAGUUGAGUGGCAUGGAUAGGGAUCAGAGGCUUGAAUGGUUGUGGAGAAAUUCUCAGGAGACUUACGACACUGCAAAGAAAGGACUUCAGACAAACUACUACGGCACGAAGCAUGUAACGGAAGCCUUACUACCUCUGCUGCAAUCCUCCUCCGAUGGAAGAAUCGUUAAUGUCUCCUCCGACUUUGGGCUGCUAAGGUUUUUCAGAAACGAAGAGCUGAAGCAAGAGUUGAACGACGUUGACAACCUCACCGAGGAGAGGCUGAACGAGCUGCUAGACAUGUUCCUGAAAGACUUCGAGGCCGGCGCCGUAGAGGCGCGCGGGUGGCCAGCAGCGUUCGCGGCUUACAAGGUAGCCAAGGCCGCCAUGAACGCGUACUCAAGGAUCCUGGCAACAAAGCAACCCGCGGUGCGUGUCAACUGCGUGCACCCCGGCUACGUCAAGACCGACAUGACUAUACACUCGGGGCUCCUGACGCCCGAGGAAGGCGGGAGCAGGGUGGUGGCGGUGGCCCUGCUGCCAGAAGGCGGAGUGACCGGCGCGUUCUUUGACGACGGCGAGGAGGCGUCGUUCAUGUGAUGUGUUGGCACGGCACGUUGCGGCUGCCCCUCGCGUGCGCUCACGGUCUCUGGGUCACUCGGUAUGACGUUGGGUUGGAGCUGAACAAUUGUUGUGAUGGUGUGAUUGCUUGUUGGAUCUGCCUUGGCUGUGUAUGACGAAUUGUAGAGAGCCUCUACUGCUGUAAGCUGUACGUACGGCUGCACCCAAGCUAGUAGGCUCAGGCAGGAGCGUUCCAAAGUUUUUUGUGGCCAUAAAUAUCCACGUGUUUCGUUACUCCGUGCGGCGAUUCGUGAGCCAGUGGCCA
Phragmites australis (common reed) is the source of this 2220-nucleotide messenger RNA. RefSeq lists its product as uncharacterized. The record is from RefSeq and is a predicted model, not a curated record. Lineage: Eukaryota; Viridiplantae; Streptophyta; Magnoliopsida; Poales; Poaceae. Gene Ontology annotation, cellular component: membrane. The transcript has 10 exons.